GUAUAUAGGUCAAAAUGUAGUCUGCUUUAAAACAGAUCUUGGGGUUGCCCUAGUAUUCCUGUGACAUAAUCAUUGUGAAUUUACUGCAAACUACUUACCGUUGCAAUGGCAGCAGCCUUAGACGAUUUAUUUGGGCAGAUUCUCAUAUCAGAACAAAAGGCACAGGAAAGAAAAUCGCAGUUGAAUGAAGUUAAAACAAAUAUUGCGCAUUCGAGAAAGAAAAUAGAAGAAAGUGAGGAUGAAAUUCAUUCUCUACAACUACAACUUUCAGCAAAGGUGAAAGAGUUGAAUGAUGAUGAACUGAACCUCAGCUGGAUAUGUAAAAGGGAAGAAAUUCUCAAAGAAGUAAACAAUAACUUGUUAGGAGAAAGAAAAAUGUUGCAAGACGAAAUGAGAAAGCUUCAAGAAAAUAUAGCUCAUCUUCAGUCUGAAUUUUGUUCUAAAGUUUGGGAAUUUGGUCAAGAGUAUGAUCUUGUUGGAGAUGGCAGGCAGAAGAGAGAAAAGAUAGCAAGAGAAGAGUUCCAAGAGCUAAAAAAGAAAGAACACAAAAUUACAAAGGAACUAGCAUGUUUUCGAGCCCAUCAAGAAAAUGUAGACAAGUUGGAGAUGGACAAGAAGACUUCUAAAGUGGAACUACAAAAACUAGAGCAGCAGUUAAAAUUGAUAGUUGAAGAUGAAUUGGUCCAAAUGAAAAAGCUGAAAGAGUUGGAGAAGGACAGAAAUUUAAUUUACCAGUUGCCUCAGACUGACUCAGAGUUUAAAUGGUUACAUGCAGAAUUAGAAAGUGCAAGGGAGGACAAACUUGAAUGCUUGUGCAAUGCACUUCAACAGGAGUUGCAAGAACUUCAGCAGCAGCAGUGGCAGAGGCAGUUACAGAUGCAGAAGCUAAAACAACAACAAAAUAGACAAAGACUAGCCUUAAAACCACAAGAUAAAUUUGUUGAACAAGCAUCAAACUGUGCAGCUAAAAACCAUUCUACAGAACUGAAGUCUGGACCAGCAUUUGCAGUUUUAUCUUCUUCUAUGCCAUCAUCAAACCCAAUCACAGAUGGCAUAACAGAGGGAACCGGACCAAAUGGGUCCCAGCAUUUUAAUAGACAAGUUUGUUAUAGGAGAGGAGUAAAACGAAGUCAACGGGUAUCACAAAGUGGAACAAGCCAGCCAGUCCCUGCAGGAGAAUAUGAACAGAAUAUAUUCAUAUCAAGGACUGUGGCUAAAGAUGCUGAAGGUUUUACAGAACAGACAAAGAAGAUACGUUUCAAGUGAGACUAAGAAUAAUGAGCAAGAUGAUACUGGUACUAUGGAAAAAAUCAACAAAUAACACCAAGUUAAUAUUUGCUGUAAAGUUCUGGAACCAAAAAUUUUUUUUAAAGCACAAGAAAAAAUAAAAUGCCACAUAUUGGCUAAUGCAAAAAUAAUUACAUAAUUUAU
Molecule: messenger RNA, 1431 nt
Organism: Lingula anatina
Lineage: Eukaryota; Metazoa; Brachiopoda; Lingulata; Lingulida; Lingulidae
Product: coiled-coil domain-containing protein 172
Cellular component (GO): cytoplasm
Source: RefSeq, a predicted model, not a curated record